AACAGGGCUCGCUGCGGGGGCGCCCGGCAGCGCGGCUGCCGGCUGCGGCUGUGACCAGCAGGCAGUGGAAGCCUUGUAGCAGAGAGCUGCUUUCUCCUCUUUUUUCCUGGUGCGGGGUGUUUGUUUGUUUGUUUUUUUAAGCGGUGCCAACCAACGGCACAACAAGUGGAGGAUGCGAGCCGCUGCUGCCUGAGCCACUGCUGCCUGGACGUGCCGGAGGGAGAAACUGCAAGAAGCGACACCUGUCCUACCAUCAGGUUUGGUACGCGGAUUAUUUAAUGGUGAUUUACAAACCUACAGAAAAAGCUGGGCUUGGAAAGACUGGCGAUCACGCUCACCCAUUCAUUCUGUGUCUCUCUCUCACAAACACACUCGCCUCCUUCAUUUUUUUCGUUUUGGAACAAGACUCUUGCCUUUUUGCAAAUGCCUGGGCGAGAAGCAGUGUCCGUGGCAGUGCAGAGUGCUCCCAGCUCAGGCUGCUUUGCUGCCUUGCUCUUGGCACUCUUGUUGCAACUGGCAAGAAGGGAGAAAAAUAACUCAUCAACCUGUGGUGCUGACUGACCUUACACACCUGAAAACGUAGAUCGGUUGGCACAGCCCCCUCCUCAGGACUGCUGUCUCCAGAUCCUUACACUAGCAAGAACAGCACUGCUAUUUCUCUGCCUAGGAACAGUUAAGUGCUUCUUCUGCAUGACCAUAACCAAAAGGUGACCCAUCCACUCCCUUAUGCCCUAUGGGGACCUCAGAGCCAGUUUCUCAGUCUUCAUCUCCUCCUCCUCCUCCUUCUCCUCUUCCUCCUCCUUCUCUUACCACUGCUGCGGACGUCCUGGGUGCCGCUCCCAGGUUUGAGACGUUGUUGACAGGCUGAAGAAAGGAUUUGCAAAGACCUCCUCACUGUGUAAAUAGAGUGACAGCUGGAAUUACCUUCAGCUCCCUGAGUAGUGAUAUUAAACAAUAAUAAGAUUGCUAUGCCAAAGCAUUACCAGGGACAAAUUAUGAGGAAAGAGACUAUUUGCAUUUGGUUGCAAUGAUGAACUAAAGACCUGAAACAUCUCUGGAAAGCAGGUAUCCCUUGUUUUGCAUAUUUUUUCUUCCUAUAUGCAGUCUUUGUAGCCUGCAAGAUCAUGAAUGUCAUGAAUUCAAUCUGAUCUGUGAUAGCCACGGGAGGUUAACAAAAAUAAAGGGGCUUGGUGGAUGAAAGGACAAGGCCUCAGCUGUUUCCUGGUCCAGUCUGAGAGUUGCAUACAUUCUUGUUAACAAAGCCCAGUGGUUUGUGUCAAACAUUCUGGACAAUAAGAAAAUGCAGAUCUGUGGUUUUCCAAAAUGUAGAUUCAGUGUUACUUCUGUGUUGCCCUGCUCUGUGUCCAAGAGACUGCCCUCCAAAUGCAAAUGCCUUUGAACUUUCUAUAGUGAAAGUUAAGGUUACACCAUAAAUAAACCAAACUACUUAGCACUGAGCGAUAAACAAGCAGUUGAAAAAUGGAGGUUGCAAUGGUAAGUGCAGAUAGCUCUGGGUGCAACAGCCAUAUGCCCUAUGGUUAUGCAGUCCAAGCUCGGGCCCGAGAGAGAGAGCGGCUGGCACAAUCGAGAGCAGCAGCAGCUGCAGCUGUAGCAGCAGCAACAGCAGCAGUGGAAGCGGGAGCAACAGGUGGAGGUGGACCAUAUCACCACUACCACCAGGAACAGAGUCGAGGUGCGUCCUCCUCUUGUGGUGGGAAUGCAUCACGCAGCAGCCUGCCCCAUCGCCAGAGUGGUAAGAGACGGAAGAAAGGGAAAAAGAGGAGCCACCAUUUGGGAAGUAGGGAAUGUGGGGCCUCCUUCCCAUGUUCAGAGCUGCUGCCUCUCAGUGGUUCUGAAGAGAGAAUACUGAAGGACUUGAGUGAGGAGGAAGAGGAGGAUGAAGAUGAGGAUGAAGAUGAUGAGGAAGAAGGAAAGCUCUACUACACUGAUGACUAUGGGCAUGAUGAGUUUUCAUUCUCAGAUCAGCCACCUGAUGAUGGUGGUGGAGGCCCUGGGGGUUACAGCUCUGUUCGCUACAGUGAGUACGAGUGUUGUGAGCGUGUGGUAAUCAACGUGUCAGGACUGCGGUUUGAGACCCAACUGAAGACGCUAGCUCAGUUCCCGGAGACGUUGUUGGGUGAUCCAGCGAAGCGAGGCAGAUACUUUGACCCUCUCAGGAAUGAAUACUUCUUUGAUAGGAACCGGCCCAGCUUUGAUGCCAUCCUGUACUACUACCAGAGUGGUGGCCGACUGAAGAGGCCAGUCAAUGUGCCCUUUGACAUCUUCACUGAGGAGGUGAAAUUCUACCAACUUGGGGAGGAGGCCAUGCUCAAGUUUAGGGAGGAUGAAGGGUUUGUCAAAGAGGAAGAAGACAAAGCUUUGCCGGAAAAUGAGUUUAAGAGGCAGGUCUGGCUGCUGUUUGAGUACCCGGAGAGCUCCAGUCCAGCCAGAGGUAUUGCCAUUGUCUCUGUCUUGGUCAUCUUGAUCUCCAUCGUCAUCUUUUGUCUGGAGACUUUGCCAGAGUUUAGAGAUGACAAAGAAUUCAUAAUGUCCCUGAGCGUAGGGAAGGGGCUUUCCAAUGAGUCACUUCACCUGGAUGCUGGGGAGCACACCAUCUUCAAUGACCCCUUUUUCAUUGUAGAGACAGUAUGCAUCAUUUGGUUCUCCUUUGAGUUUACAGUGCGCUGCUUUGCAUGCCCAAGCAAAGCACACUUCUUCAAGAACAUCAUGAACAUCAUAGACAUCGUCUCCAUCUUGCCUUACUUCAUCACUCUGGGCACUGACCUGGCCCAGGAGCAGGGCAGUAAUGGCCAACAGGCCAUGUCUUUUGCCAUCCUGAGGAUCAUCCGUCUGGUCAGGGUGUUUCGCAUCUUCAAGCUCUCCAGACACUCCAAGGGUUUGCAGAUCCUGGGUCAUACCCUCAGGGCCAGCAUGAGGGAACUCGGCCUCCUCAUCUUUUUUCUCUUUAUUGGAGUCAUUUUGUUUUCCAGUGCUGUUUACUUCGCAGAAGCUGAUGAGCCUGCCACCCAUUUUCAGAGCAUCCCAGAUGCCUUUUGGUGGGCUGUCGUGACCAUGACUACAGUUGGUUAUGGGGACAUGAAACCCAUAACUGUGGGUGGGAAAAUAGUUGGGUCCCUGUGUGCCAUUGCAGGAGUGUUAACUAUUGCUUUACCAGUGCCAGUGAUUGUCUCCAAUUUUAAUUAUUUCUAUCACAGAGAGACUGAGAAUGAAGAGCAAACACAACUGAUGCAAAAUGCAGUCAGUUGCCCAUACCUCCCAACAAAUUUACUGAAGAAAUUUAGGAGCUCAUCGUCUUCAUCCACAGAAGAUAAAUCAGAGUAUUUGGAGAUGGAAGAAGGAGUUAAAAAAUCUCUUUGUGUAAAGGAAAAAAAAAGUCAGGACACAGGGGAUGGAAGUGAGUCAGAGAAGAAAAACUGUGUAAAUUCAAAUUCUGUGGAAACUGAUGUGUAAUUUGAACAUUUCCAAAUAUAUUUAUGCAUUAAAGAGUGCAGUGAAAAAAAUGAAAUAUGCAAACAAGAGUCCACAGCAUACAGUAGUAUGCCAUUUCAUGGUUAAAUACAAAUAAAAAGCAUUGCUAAACUUGUAUUACAUAUCAAGUAAGUGAUACAACUUGAGAAAGGGAUUGCUAGAUCUGAUAUAGUUUCAGACUUUAUAUUUUUACUAGAAUGCAAGUGUUUUGCACAUGAGGCUGAAAAAUUUCUUAAAACCAAGUCAGUUUUAAAGUGGGUGCAUGAAUUGUCGACAUCACUAAUAACAGCUCAGUGGUAAAAGUUGGCAUUCAGAGGUAUUUACUAUGUAAGAAGCAAUGAAGUUUGGUAGUCAUUUAUCUAUUUAUCUGUGCUUUAAUAGCCGCUACCAUAAAUCAUUGGAUACCAUAGUCAUUGUUUUUCAAAUGGUAAAUUUAUUGUAAAAAGAUAUUCUACAGAAGAUAGAUCUAAAUUUUUUCUUGAAAUCUUUACUGCUUGUUUUUAACUGGAAAUUUACUUUGAGAAGGCUGCUGAGCCUCCAGAAAUUGUUUAUUUUUAUAACUCUCUUUGGAGGCAUUGCAGCAUUUGUUGUCUAAUAAUUAAAGAAGUGAAGUAAAAGAAUCAUUUAACCUGGUCUGACUGCAAAGCCAAAUGACUGGAAUGCUUUUUUGCACUACUUUAUAUGCUGGAGAUAUACUGAAAGAGACUUCAUACUGUGAAUGUUUACUAAUGUAAUAGUUCAAUGACAAUCAUUGGAAGAGUGAAUUCUGCAUCAUAUUUUAUUGUUUUUCUUUUCUUUAUGUGAUGCUGAUGGUGAAACAGCUAAUAUUACGUUAACUCCAUUCUCUUCUAAUUAUGAAUAUUUGUGGUCUGGAAAAGGAUUGUGAAGUAAAAUUUUAUAAUCAA
Dromaius novaehollandiae (emu) is the source of this 4394-nucleotide messenger RNA. RefSeq names its product potassium voltage-gated channel subfamily A member 4 (gene KCNA4). Gene Ontology annotation, molecular function: delayed rectifier potassium channel activity; potassium ion binding; protein binding. The transcript is spliced from 2 exons. Gene Ontology annotation, cellular component: membrane; dendritic spine; voltage-gated potassium channel complex. The record is from RefSeq and is a predicted model, not a curated record. Gene Ontology annotation, biological process: protein homooligomerization; potassium ion transmembrane transport. Lineage: Eukaryota; Metazoa; Chordata; Aves; Casuariiformes; Dromaiidae. The coding region runs from base 1480 to 3471 and encodes 663 amino acids.